This is a messenger RNA of Cordyceps militaris CM01, 1758 nucleotides long. RefSeq names its product tRNA pseudouridine synthase. Bases 1 to 1758 code for a protein of 585 amino acids. Gene Ontology annotation, cellular component: nucleus. Gene Ontology annotation, molecular function: pseudouridine synthase activity; RNA binding. Lineage: Eukaryota; Fungi; Ascomycota; Sordariomycetes; Hypocreales; Cordycipitaceae. Gene Ontology annotation, biological process: mRNA pseudouridine synthesis; tRNA pseudouridine synthesis. The transcript has 3 exons. The record is from RefSeq and is a predicted model, not a curated record.
AUGGCGACAAACGGCGAGUCUUCUGAUGCGAACCCGUCCGCAGGUGGCGGGAGCAGUUCUGGUCAGGACCGUAAGCAGCGCUUCGGAGGCUCUCGAGUCACCAGCAACAACCAGCGCAAGACGGGCCGUGGCGGCAAGUCGUCGGAUGGCAAGCGCGGCGAGAAGCGCGAGGGUAACAGCGACUGGCGCGAAUACAAGAGACGCAAGGUAGAUUCCGCGGGCGAGGUCAUCGAGGCCAAGAACCCCUUCUCCAAAGACGAGAUUGCGGCCGAGGAGCGACGCCCGAAGCGCAAGGUGGCCGUCAUGAUUGGCUACAGCGGCACGGGGUACAAGGGCAUGCAGGUCAACGGCGACGAGCCCACCAUUGAGAGGGACCUGUUCCGCGCCUUUAUCAAGGCUGGCGCUAUUUCAAAAGCCAACGCUGAUGACCCCCGAAAGUCGAGCCUCGCCCGGUGCGCCCGCACGGAUAAAGGUGUCCACGCUGCCGGCAACGUCAUCAGCCUCAAACUUAUCAUCGAAGAGGACGAUAUUGUGGACAAGAUCAACGAGGCGCUGCCGGAGCAGAUUCGCAUUUGGGGCAUCCAGCGCACCAACAACAGCUUCAACUGCUACCAGUACUGCGACUCGCGCUUCUACGAGUACCUGCUGCCCAGCUACUGUCUGCUGCCCCCCCAUCCACAGACGUUCCUUGGCCAGAAGCUGGUGGAGCUGAACAAGGAGUACGGUUACGAGGAGCAGUACAACACCCACAUGGCCGAUGUCGAAGGGUUUUGGGCCGACGUCGAGGAGAAUGCGAUCAAGCCGAUCCUCGCGAAGCUGGACCCCGAGGUACGCGCCGCCGUAUUGGAGCGCAUCCACUCGAUGGAUGACCCCGAAGCCGCAAAGGACGAGGCAACCAAGGAAGAGACCAAGACCAAGACCGACGAGCCCGCAGCUCCAGAAGCUCCUGUCGCGGAUACCGAACCGAAGCCAGCCACCGAAAACCCCGUCGUCCUGCCCAGCACCAAGCCCAAGGGGCGUGAACUAGGCCCCGUCGACUUUGCCCUGCGCGACAUCAAAGCCGCCUACAUCAACGCCAAGCGCAACUACCGCAUCACGCCGGCGCGCCGCGAGCGCCUGCAGGCGGCGCUCAACAAGUACACGGGCACGCGCAACUUUCACAACUACACGGUGCAAAAGGCCUACGGCGACCCGUCGGCCAAGCGCACCAUCAAGUCGUUCCGCGUGAACCCGACGCCGGUCCUCAUCAACAACACCGAGUGGCUUUCGCUCAAGGUGCACGGGCAGAGCUUCAUGAUGCACCAGAUCCGCAAAAUGGUUGGCCUGGUCAGCCUGAUGGUGCGCUGCGGCACGCCGCUGGAGCGCAUGGACGAGAGCUACUGCAACAACAAGAUGGCGAUUCCCAAGGCGCCCGGCCUCGGCCUGCUGCUGGAGCACCCCGUGUUUACAAACUACAACCGCCGCGCGACGGACAACCUGGGCCGCCCCGAGAUUGACUUUGACAAGUACGAGGAGAAGAUGGGCGCGUUCAAGGACAAGGAGAUUUACCAGCGCAUCUUUGACGUGGAGGAAAAGGAGAAUUCCUUCCACGCCUUUUUUAACCAAAUCGACCAGUUCAAGGCGAACCACUUCCUGUGGCUGACUGCGGGCGGUCUCAAGGUGGCCGAGAUUGCCAACAGGGACGGCGGCAAGGGGGAGACUGUGGACAAGCAGCUGGGCGAUGAGGAUGAGGAGGAUCCUGAUGGCGGCCAGGGCUAG